Messenger RNA from Staurois parvus, 329 nucleotides. NCBI's taxonomy places the organism in Eukaryota, Metazoa, Chordata, Amphibia, Anura, Ranidae. The record is from the annotation of a GenBank genome assembly.
GUGCGCUGUGUCCCUCGGACACAGCAGAUCACGGAAGGAGCUGAAGAUGUCAGCUCGGUCAUGUGAUCAGCUGUGUCCAAUCACAGCUGAUCACAUGGGAUAUGUGCCCUGAUGAUCAGUGUAGUCCCAGCAGUGCCACCUGUCAGUGUCCAUCAGUGCCAGCAGUCAGUGCUCAUCAGUGCCACGUGCCAGUGCCCAUCAGUGCCACAUCAAUGCCACAUAUUAGUGUAUACCAGUGCAGAUCAAUGCCACAUAUCAGUGCCCAUCUGAGCUGCCUUUCAAUGUCACCCAUCAGUGCCAGUCAGUGCCACCUAUCAAUGCCAAUCAGU